AGCAGGUAACAGAUACUGAAGUGCGUCUCCACUGAGCGUCUCCUGGACUUUGUUCACACACACACUUGUUGGACAUGGGGUUUAUUCUGACCAAGAUGAUGGCGGUGUUCGGGGACAGAGAGCACAAAGUCAUCAUUGUGGGUUUGGACAAUGCUGGAAAGACCACCAUCCUCUAUCAGUUUCUGACAAAGGAAGCCGUCCACACGUCACCAACCAUCGGCAGCAACGUUGAGGAGAUCGUCGUACGUAAAACACACUUCUUGGUUUGGGAUAUCGGAGGACAGGAGAGCCUUCGAGCCAGCUGGUACUCGUACUACGGCAACACAGAGAUUGUCAUUGUGGUAGUGGACAGCACCGACCGCGAACGUCUCACGCUCACCAAGGAAGAACUGCACCGAAUGCUCGCACACGAGGACCUAGAGAAAGCAGCCGUUCUUAUUCUGGCCAACAAGCAGGACGUGAAUGGCUCGAUGACGGCGGCAGAGAUCUCCCAGUGCCUCACACUCGAAUCCCUCUCAUCGCACUCCUGGCAUGUUCAAGCUUGCUGCGCCCUGACAGGAGAAGGUCUACCUGCCAGUCUGGACUGGAUGAAGUCUCGGGUUGUCGCGAACUAGAACGCGCUCAGACACAGUGGAACAAACCUCCUCAAACUGAACCAAACUCGAGAGGCACCGCAGAAGCCAUCGUGUCAGGAUUAUUUUCACUGUUAUGGGAGGGAAAGUCAUGUGAGCGUGGCGUCGUGUGCUAGAGCCUGCCUCGCCACACCUACACUGUGUCUUACCCAGCUGUGUGAGGCCUCAGGGUGGACGGGCAACGGAGAAACAUGGGUGAUCUCAAGAUUUGGCUAACGAUGACUUUUGCACUGUUCAAGAACCGCUCGGUUAUGUUUUAAUGAUCUGGUUUAGCUGCAGAAGUUUUUCUCAGUUUAUGGUUAUGAAGAUGUACGCCAGAGUGUUUAGUGUGCACCAUGCUCGUUAAACAUCCUACCAGAGCAAUGAUCUCACUCUCCACUCAGGUCUCAAUGGGAUUCUUUCUUUUCACGAAGGGUUAAUCCCGGGACAACAUCUUACUUUAUUGAACUGCAAAGCAGUAAUUAAAGUAUCAUUCAUUCAAUAAUUGUUAGAACUGACUAUGUUGUACCAAAGAUGUUACAACCUACAUUUGAGGCACUAAAACAUAUGUUUCCCGGGUAAAGUGUUGUCUGAUUAUGCUAAUCUGGUGCCCGCUCAUUGCUCCGGUGCCUACACAUUAAGUUUUGAGCAUGACGAUCAUGAUCUCAUUUUGUCCUUUGUUUGGUGAUUCUUGUCACUGAUGACUAUCUUUCUUUUUUUACCUUAACUAUUUCUGCUGCAACUGAAUUUAAUACCUCACUGGUUAUAAAAACAGCUUUCCAGUGACAAACUGAGUUUAGUUGCUUUAAAAGCUUAAUCCUCUAUCAUGGCCUCAGAAACUCUGCAAUGUUGGGCUACAAGACUACACCUGAUAUUUUAUACUAUGAACAACAAGACCUAAACAUGUUUAGUAAUUUAUUUUAAGAAAACAAAGCUCUUUAACUAUUUACUGUAUAUUACAGGAAAUUCCUGAUUAGGGAAAAGAGCAAGCUGCUAAGGACUGAUUCUUAUUUUGAAAGUAUGUAUUAUAUUGUGUAAUGUAAAAAUAAAUAAAUUGUCCAGCUGU
Molecule: messenger RNA, 1677 nt
Organism: Anarrhichthys ocellatus (wolf-eel)
Lineage: Eukaryota; Metazoa; Chordata; Actinopteri; Perciformes; Anarhichadidae
Gene: arl5c
Product: ADP-ribosylation factor-like 5C
Exons: 6
Coding region: 75-614 (179 amino acids)
Molecular function (GO): GTPase activity; GTP binding
Source: RefSeq, a predicted model, not a curated record